Molecule: messenger RNA, 1668 nt
Organism: Salvelinus fontinalis (brook trout)
Lineage: Eukaryota; Metazoa; Chordata; Actinopteri; Salmoniformes; Salmonidae
Gene: pnpla7a
Product: patatin-like phospholipase domain containing 7a
Cellular component (GO): endoplasmic reticulum
Molecular function (GO): phosphatidylcholine lysophospholipase A1 activity
Source: RefSeq, a predicted model, not a curated record
AUGUAUCUUGUCCAGUUGUCUGGCGUGAUGAUCGGGCUGGGGUGGCAGUCUUUAAUUGGCAUUGUGGUGCUCUUCAUCUAUAGAAUAUCCAGUGGACAGCAGGCUGUUCCUCGCUAUCGCUUCAGGAAGAGAGACAAGGUGCUCUUCUACGGCAGGAAGGUAAUGAGGAAGGUCCAGACCCUGUCCUCCCCUCUGUCCUCUACCUCGGUGUCCAAGCAGUGCCCUCGGAAGAGACCCAAAGUCCUGAGUAUAGCUCGCAGGAUCCUGCGUAUCCGUAAGGAGCUCCCAACCCUUCAGCCCAAGGAGCCCCCUCCAUCCCUACUGGAGGCCGACCUGACUGAGUUUGACGUGCAGAACUCCACUCUCCACUCUCACACACCAGUAGCAGUGUGUGUGUUCUCUGUGCUUGGCCACUUUGAAACGUUCCUGGAGCUGUGUUGUCACAUGGUUGUGGAGCUACAUGAAGGGGAGGGGCUGUUCCGGCUGGGAGAUGAUUCCAAUAGCAUCUACGUGGUCCAGGACGGACGUCUGGAACACUGCAUCCACGAAAACGAUGGUACAGAGCCGGUUGUGAAGGACGUGCUCCCGGGGGACAGUGUUCAUAGCCUACUCAGUAUUCUGGACAUCAGAUGGAGUGGAAAUAUAGGUUACUCCGCCCCCUAUAAGACACUGUCAGCACGGGCUGCGUCUUGCUUCACUAUCCUGCGUCUGCAGGAUAGAGAAGCCUUCCAGUCUGUGUUUGAGUAGUACCCCGAAACUCUAAUGCGCAUCAUUCAGAUAAUCAUGGUGCAACUCCAGAGAGUGAGCUUCCUGCCCUUACAUAACCACCUGGGCCUGACCACAGAGCUCUUCAACCCGGAGAACCCUGUCUCCAGCCCCCCCCCCCCCCCCCCCCCGCCAUACGAGCUGGCCAGAGUCAUCAUAGACGAACGCCCCUCCAGCCCUGUCAUUUAUAAGUCCAUCCUGAAGAAGAGUGUGACCAUGCAGCACACACCCUUGGCGGUGUUCCACUACACAGACAGUGAGGGAUGCUCUGACAACGUUCACCCCAGCAAGGUCAGCUCCAGUCCAGACCUGCUGGGCAUCAUCAAGCUGCACUUGGAGCAGAUGCUGGAGGGCAAUGAGGUGAGGGCCCAGAAGCAGCUGGUGUUGUUACACAGGGAGGAUGGCCCACCACCCCAGGGCACUGUGGAGUGGCUCAACAUGAAGAGCUGGAUCUCCAGACACCUGCACCUCUCCUGCUCAUGCAGGGUCUACUCCAAGAGGAGCCUGCCCAAACUGAUAGAGAUGUACCAGCUCGUGUUCCAAAAGCCAGCUAACUGCCAUUCAGACUUUUCCCGUCUGCCCAGGGUGCUGACCGGCAAUGCCAUCGCCCUCAUAUGGGGGAGGAGGAGCCAGUCUCUCUCGCUCUGCUCUGCUCUGAGUGAGGCAGGGAUCCCUGUGGACCUGGUGGGUGGCGUUUCCAUCGCCAUGGGGGCGCUGGACACAGAGGACCACAGCCGCAUGAGAAAGAGGGCAUGAGAGUGGGCCAUGGAGAAGACAUCAGAUUUUAAAAAGGUGUUGCACCUGACCUACCCCAUCACUUCUAUGUUCUCUGGCGCUGCCUUCAACUCCAGCAUUUAAGUGUUCAAGGGCAAGCAGAUUGUGAAGAGCAGUGAAGAGCAGUGA